Molecule: messenger RNA, 2286 nt
Organism: Teleopsis dalmanni
Lineage: Eukaryota; Metazoa; Arthropoda; Insecta; Diptera; Diopsidae
Exons: 1
Coding region: 1-2286 (761 amino acids)
Molecular function (GO): nucleic acid binding
Source: RefSeq, a predicted model, not a curated record
AUGGAAGUACAACCAGAAUCUGCUAAAAGUGCAACUGGAAACUUACCAUUGUACGCAAAAUUUACAUGUGAUGUUCAGUUAAAAGACACAAUUAGAACACUUACGUGCUUCGUUACAACGAUCGAUUUGAACGUAUUCGGAUUGGACUGGAUAACUGCUUUUCAACUUAGCGAUAUGACGCUUAAUGCUAUUUGCAGCCAAAUUUCAACAACAAAACAGGGAAGUAAUGUUUCCAUAAAAUCUUCAAAUUGCAAAUUUCUUCCGGAAAAAUUAUUUCCAGAACUUUUCGAUAAUGCUAUGGGUCUUUGUAAUAAAACUAAGGCACAUUUAAUUAUUAAACUAAACUGUCAACCUGUUUUUCGACCUAAGCGCCCGGUAGCAUACGCAGUUCAACAUUUGGUUGAAGAAGAAAUUAAGCGACUUCAAGAUCUCGACAUUAUCGCACCCAUCAAUUACUCUGACUGGGCCGCAACAAUCGUAGUUAUCAAAAAGCCAAAUGGUAGCAUUCGUAUUUGCGCUGAUUUCUCAACUGGUCUUAACGACGCGCUUGAAUCUUACAAGUAUCCACUACCGCUUCCAGAGGAUAUUUUUGUAAAAAUUAGCAAUGCAUUAGUAUUUAGUCAUAUAGACCUUUCGGACGCUUUUCUCCAAAUAGAAGUUGAUAGCAAAUCGCAAGAACUUCUCACAAUAAACACGCAUCUAGGUUUAUUCAAAUACAAGCGUAUGGUAUUUGACGUCAAAACUUUUCCGGCAAUUUUCCAACAAAUUAUGGAUAAAAUGCUUGCGGGCUUACAUUGCGCAGCUGCUUACAUUGACGAUAUCUUUGUCUCAGGUAGAAACCAACAAGAGCAUGACAACAACUUACAGGAAGUUCAACAACGUAUUUAUCAAUACGGGUUUAAACUCAAGAUCGCAAAAUGCAAUUUUUCAGCUCCUGAAAUUGCUUACUUGGGAUAUAUUGUCAGUAAAGACGGCAUUCGCCCAGAUCCAAAAAACAUUGAAGCAAUCAAGACAAUGCCUGCGCCAACCAAUCAAUUCGAACUUAGAUCACUCUUAGGUGCUAUCAAUUUUUAUGGAAAAUUCAUAAAUCACAUGCGCAAAUACCGAGGACCAUUAGACGAACUACUUCAAAACCACAAGCAGUGGCAAUGGACGGAACUUCAUCAACGCUGUUUGGAUGGUUUCAAGCAAAUUUUGUCAUCAGAGUUAUUAUUAGCGCAUUACGAUCCACUGAAAAGCAUAGUAGUCGCUGCAGAUGCAUCUAACUAUGGGCUCGGAGCUUGCAUUUUUCAUGAAGCUGACGACGGUUCAAUGAAAGUAAUAUGUCAUGCGUCCAGAUCACUGACGCCCACAAAAAGACAAUAUAGCCAAAUAGAAAAAGAAGCUCUUGCGCUUAUUUUCGCGGUUACGAAAUUUCACAGAAUGGUUUUUGGGAGAAGAUUCAAACUUCAAACAGAUCAUAAGCCUCUUCUAGCUAUAUUUGGUGAUAAAACUGGAAUUAAGGUGCAUCAAGCAAAUAGACUUCAACGUUGGGCAAUUAAACUGAUUGCAUACGACUUCGAAUUAAAGUUUAUUUCAACUAACAGUUUUGGGUAUGCAGACGUUUUAUCACGACUCAUACAUAACACAAUCAAUCCUUCAGAAGACUAUGUCAUCGCUGCAGUAGAGUUUGAAAUUGAAAGUAAACAAAUUUUACAUAACUCACUUGAUAAGCUGCCGCUUACCAGCAAAAUAAUUACUUACGAAACAGCUAAGGACAAGGUUUUAGCUAAAAUUCUCGAAUAUGUAACGGAAGGAUGGCCAUCAAACUGCAACAACAGUGAGUUAAAAGCUUACUUUAACCGAAAAAACGACAUAUGUAUAGUUGACGGAUGUUUAAUGUUCGGACAACGCAUUAUUAUACCUCAAAUUUUCCGAAAGCGCAUUCUUAAAGAAAUUCACCGAGGUCAUCAAGGCAUAAGUCGUACUAAAGCCAUCGCGCGGAACUACGUUUAUUGGUCAAAUAUCGAUUACGAUAUUGAAGCAAUGGUGAAAAGUUGUUCAAAUUGUGCCGCAGCAGCUAAAAUGCCCACAAAAACAACUUUACAUCCUUGGCCAAAACCUUCUGAUUCUUGGGAACGGCUCCAUAUUGAUUAUGCAGGACCAAUAGAUUCAUACUACUAUUUGGUCGUAAUCGAUGCGUUCUCAAAAUGCCCAGAAAUUAUACAAACAAAAUCUAUAACAGCAACUCAAACAAUUUCCAGCUUGAAAAUUGUUUCGCUAGAUUUGGGUUACCGAAGACAAUAG